Molecule: messenger RNA, 1620 nt
Organism: Penicillium argentinense
Lineage: Eukaryota; Fungi; Ascomycota; Eurotiomycetes; Eurotiales; Aspergillaceae
Gene: abd1
Product: mRNA (guanine-N7)-methyltransferase
Exons: 3
Coding region: 1-1620 (539 amino acids)
Biological process (GO): 7-methylguanosine mRNA capping
Cellular component (GO): nucleus
Molecular function (GO): mRNA 5'-cap (guanine-N7-)-methyltransferase activity
Source: RefSeq, a predicted model, not a curated record
AUGACAUCCCCGGCCGCAAGGCCGCCUACAGCCGACGAUGGCGAUAAGAAUGGCGCAUCCGCUUCCCCCGUGCCCUCUAAGCAGUUCGGUUCUUCAGGUGACAAGUCCAAGAUGAACGAAGACAGCGCAGCAACCGAUCAAUCCAACGCAUCUGGUCCAAGGCGCAAGCGGGUCCAAGAGAGACACCAAGCUCGCAAGCGCGGCCCUGCACAACCCUCGGUUUUCUCCCGACGCGAUCGAUCUCGCAGCCCCAAAAAUGCCGCGGGCGAUGACUCGCGCCAGCGCUCUCGGUCCCCUCUGCGCCGUCGCUCACCAGCCCCCGAAGAACAGCCGAGGCAGCGCAAACGGCCCGGUGGUGGAUCUCGGAUGGGAAUCGUGAACCCGGAGGUGAUGCGGCGGAGACAAGAGGAGCAGGAACAACGUGAGCGGGCCCGGGAGGAGGAAGAGAUGCGGUCGUUCCGAGAGCGAGGCGUCUCGGACGUCGUCAGACAACACUACAAUGCCGUUCCUGAGCGUGGUCGUGAGUGGCGGAAGACGGAGAGCAAAAUCAAGGGACUGCGCAGCUUCAACAAUUGGGUGAAAAGUACGUUGAUUCAGAAGUUUUCACCCGACGAGGAAUUCGCUCUGCGCUUCAAUGAUACCAAGGAUUGGGCGAAUGACAGUGGAGGCCCGCCUCCGAUGGAAGACAAGCGGCUGCUGGUCCUCGAUUUGGGCUGUGGAAAGGGUGGUGAUCUUGGCAAGUGGCAGCUUGCGCCGCAAAUCGUCGAUCUCUACGUCGGCCUUGACCCGGCUAACAUCUCGAUUGAGCAAGCUCGGGAUCGAUACGUUUCUAUGCGCUCUGGUCGAGGUCAGCGAGGACGUCGUCCGCCUCCUUCAUUAUUCCAUGCCGAAUUUUACCCGAAGGACUGCUUUGGUGAGUGGUUGGGCGACAUUAAGAUCAUCCAGGAUGUAGGUAUCGAUGCCAAUGCUGGGCCUGGUGGCUCGCUCAUGGCUUCACGAUGGGGAGGUGGUGGUUUUGACGUUGUCACGUCAAUGUUCGCCAUCCACUACGCCUUUGAGAGUGAGGAGAAGACCCGACAAAUGCUCAGCAAUGUUGCCGGCUGUUUGAAGAAGGGCGGUCGCUUCAUCGGCGUCUGUCCAAAUUCCGACAUGAUCACCGCUCGCGUGAGUGCAUUCCACAAGAAACGCAAGGAACGAGAAGCCGCGAAGCCUGCCACGACCGAGGCUCCCGAAGACGGCGAAGUCCAAGAAGAUGAUGUUUGUGAAUGGGGCAACGACAUUUACCGUGUCCGUUUCCCCGGUGCCACCCCGGAGGAUGGUGUCUUCCGCCCACCAUUUGGCUGGCGGUAUACCUACUUCAUGCGAGAAGCUGUCGAAGAAGUUCCGGAAUAUGUUGUCCCCUGGGAAGCCUUCCGAGCGUUGACCGAGGAUUACAACCUGGAGCUUCAAUACCGCAAGCCUUUCCUGGAUAUCUGGGAGGAUGAGAAGAAUGACCGUGAAUUGGGCCCAUUGAGUGAGCGAAUGGGUGUUCGCAACCGCACUACCGGCGAACUGAACAUGACCGAGGAGGAGAAGGACGCAGUUAGCUUCUACCACGCAUUCUGCUUCUACAAGGUUUAG